Molecule: messenger RNA, 1766 nt
Organism: Juglans regia (Persian walnut)
Lineage: Eukaryota; Viridiplantae; Streptophyta; Magnoliopsida; Fagales; Juglandaceae
Product: transcription factor SRM1-like
Exons: 2
Coding region: 608-1501 (297 amino acids)
Molecular function (GO): DNA binding
Source: RefSeq, a predicted model, not a curated record
CAAUUUGAAUGAUCUUUCUCGUCAAUUAUAGACUUCUAUGUUUCUCUUUUUUGUUUGGCUUCUGCGUUGUCUCUUUCAGAUUUCACCAUCCAAAGCCCUAGUUACCAUUCCAUGGAAUUCACCGCUGCGUUCAUUUCUAUCUUGUUUAAGAAUGCCCUUUAGUGUAUCUUUGAUGUAAUGAUUUUCAGAUAUUUUCAUGGUCUAACGGAACUGUUGCCUUUUCGUUCAUCAAUAGGUCGACAAUUCACAAGAGUACAAAGUUUGAAUUGCGGAGCAAAUCACCGUUAAAUUCUUCACAUACUUCACUAAAUUUCUGAUUUUUAUUGGCGGUGAUCUCUCGUUCGUUUUCAUGGGCGUUUUCUCGGUCUGUUUGUUUCUCUCCUUGCUUACCUCUAUUGUCUGACAUAUCCGCUUCCCAUAAUUUAGGCUACCAUCAGACUACUUACUGGAAUCCCACCGUAAAGAAAUUCCGAUCCAACUUUCAAGAGCAAGUCCUGAAAGUUUAUGACUUUGUUGAUGGGUUUAGCCUAGAUUAUAGAGCAGUUGGUAGGUUUCUUCUCUUCUUCCUGUGGGUAGUAUUCUUGGUGGUGGGCUCAGAAUAAGCUAGAUGACUGUGGACGAAGCGGGUAUUAGCUCCUUGUGGAGCAGACAUCAAGAUAAGGCAUUUGAGAUUGCCCUGGCAACUCAUCCUGAAGAUGCUCCAGAUCGAUGGGAAAAAAUUGCAGCUGAUGUUCCGGGGAAAACCGUAGAAGAGAUUAAACAUCAUUAUGAGCUGUUGGUUGAUGAUAUUAACCUGAUUGAAUCUGGCCGUGUGCCACUGCCUUCCUAUAAUUCUUCUUUGGAGGGUUCAACGAGCCAUACCUGUGAUGAAGGAACUGGUAAGAAGGGUGGCCAUUUGGGUCAUCAUAACAAUGAGUCUAAUCAUGGAAAUAAGGCUUCCAGGUCUGAUCAGGAACGCCGUAAGGGGAUUGCUUGGACAGAGGAUGAGCACAGGUUAUUUCUUCUUGGUUUGGAAAAAUAUGGGAAAGGGGACUGGCGAAGCAUAUCUCGAAACUUUGUGGUGACAAGAACACCUACGCAAGUGGCAAGCCAUGCACAAAAGUACUUCAUUCGUUUGAACUCGAUGAACAAAGAUAGGAGGCGAUCAAGCAUUCAUGACAUUACUAGUGUUGGCGAUGGAGACAUUUCAGCACCACAAGGACCAAUCACUGGCCAAACCAAUGGUGGUUCUGCAGGAGUUUCCUCUGGCAAAUCAACCAAACCACAACUGCAGCCCCAAGCUGGGCCUGCAAGUGUUGGCAUGUAUGGUGCUCCGACUAUAGGGCAACCUAUAGGAGGAUCCCUUGUCUCAGCAGUUGGUACCCCUGUGAAUCUUCCUACUGGACCACAUAUGGCAUACGGUGUCAGAGCCCCUGUACCUGGAGUCAUUGUUCCUGGUGCACCAAUGAACAUGGGUCCAAUGGGAUAUCCAAUGCCGCCCACCUCUGCUGCUCAUAGAUAAUGUGCAGUUUAAGCUUCAACACUUGCAAAAGACAGAAGAAUAUUAUGACUUGUGCUCUUCUUUGGAUCUCAGCCUGAAUAUUUUAAUUAGCUUAUUUAGCAGAAGGUUUAAUGUUUUAACUGUCAUUUGUCUAUUUUUGCAUCCGUUCUAAAUAAGCCAUAUGGGUAGGAUUUACCCUGAAUCUGUAUAGGCAACUGGUGGCAGUAUCUAUAAGUAGUGCAGCAUUCUUGUUUGUUUCUUCUUAUAAACAUUUCAUUUUGAGAAC